Messenger RNA from Phoenix dactylifera (date palm), 561 nucleotides. RefSeq names its product auxin-responsive protein SAUR68-like. Lineage: Eukaryota; Viridiplantae; Streptophyta; Magnoliopsida; Arecales; Arecaceae. Gene Ontology annotation, biological process: response to auxin. The record is from RefSeq and is a predicted model, not a curated record.
AGGCCAGGUUCCCACUAAGCCCUAUAACCAGCUAUGCUCAACACCAAGAAACUUGUGCGCAUGGUGCGAAGGUGGCAGAGGCUGGCUGCCUCGGGAAGGAGAAGGAUCACGCCGGCGGGAGCUGAUGGUGCUGCUGCAUCGGAGACGAGCAAUUCAUCGGUUGCGAGUAGAGGCCAUGUCUUCGUGUACACCGCCGACGGGAAGCGCUUCAUGGUCCCCCUCACGUAUCUAAACAGCAGCAUCUUUCGAGAGCUCUUCAGAAUGUCGGAAGAAGAGUUUGGAUUGCCAAGCAAUGGACCGAUCACAUUGCCUUGUGACGCUGCCAGCAUGGAGUAUAUCAUCUCCUUGCUUCAGAGCCGGGUUUCUACAGAUGUGGAGAGGGCUGUGGUUGCUUCCAUCGCUAAGAGCCGGUGCACAACAUCCUCUCUGCUUCCACAAGGAGACAACCAGCAGCAGCUGAUCCUCUAUGGCUUCUAGCGUCGUUCUGAAAGUCCCUUUUCCAAGCAUAAUUGUAAAUAUAAUUUUCAUUCAAUGAAAAAUAAUUUAACUUUCUAAAGCAGA